UGGACUCUGCAAAAGGAAGUGAGGCGGCAGUUUGGGGCCACGGUGGCCACCAUGUUCUGCUGGGUGACGGCCACGCAGUUCCACCUGAUGUUCUACUGCACGCGGACGCUCCCCAACGUGCUGGCACUGCUCGUGGUCCUGCCGGCGCUCACGGCCUGGCUGCAGCUGAAGUGGGCCCGCUUCAUCCGGCUCUCGGCCUUCGCCAUCCUGGUGUUCCGAGCGGAGCUGAGCCUGCUCCUGGGCCUCGUGCUGCUGCUGCUGCUGCGCUCGCGGAGGGUGACGGUGGCGCGGGCCGUGCGCUGCGCCCUGCCGGCCGGGACUCUCUGCUUGGGCCUGACGGUCGCCGUGGACUCCUAUUUCUGGCGAUACCUCGUGUGGCCGGAGGGAAAGGUGCUUUGGUACAACACCGUCCUGAACAAAAGUUCCAACUGGGGAGUAUCCUGCUGGUGUGUCUGCGGGGCGGGCGAGGUGGUCACCCCUGGCCUCACUCAGGCCGCCGCACCCGCGGGGACACCUGCGGGGACACCUGUGGGGACAGCACCCUGCCGUCAGGCGCCGCUUCUCCCUCAGCCUUCGGGAUGAUCGUUAACGAUAGCCUGUAACGUUUUGCUGCCAACAGUCAGCGUAGGCACAGGUGGGACAUCUGGUGUGAUGGGUCCCCAGCGCAUCCGUCCUGCGGGGACAAGCUGUUCUGGGGGGCGGGG
Molecule: messenger RNA, 704 nt
Organism: Suricata suricatta (meerkat)
Lineage: Eukaryota; Metazoa; Chordata; Mammalia; Carnivora; Herpestidae
Product: dol-P-Man:Man(7)GlcNAc(2)-PP-Dol alpha-1,6-mannosyltransferase-like
Exons: 3
Coding region: 52-582 (176 amino acids)
Biological process (GO): protein N-linked glycosylation
Cellular component (GO): endoplasmic reticulum membrane
Molecular function (GO): alpha-1,6-mannosyltransferase activity
Source: RefSeq, a predicted model, not a curated record